This is a messenger RNA of Amphimedon queenslandica, 830 nucleotides long. Its product is annotated as soma ferritin-like. Lineage: Eukaryota; Metazoa; Porifera; Demospongiae; Haplosclerida; Niphatidae. The coding region runs from base 155 to 709 and encodes 184 amino acids. The record is from RefSeq and is a predicted model, not a curated record. Gene Ontology annotation, cellular component: cytoplasm. The transcript is spliced from 2 exons. Gene Ontology annotation, biological process: intracellular iron ion homeostasis; iron ion transport. Gene Ontology annotation, molecular function: ferrous iron binding; ferric iron binding.
AGUUAAAAGGUAUCCAUUCCAUUGUUGUCAUUAUCUCACAAGUCACAAUUUCUGUCUCGCUGUAGCAGUGUCUGCACGGACUCAGAUAACUUAUAAACUAAUUCUUUUUCCUCUUUUAGAAACACUCUUCUGUUUUAGUAUCUAAUAAAACACAAUGGCUACACCAGGUAAAGGAUAUAACUACGUUAACCUGGACGACCUCGUUCGCCAGAACUACACCGCAGAGUCUGAGGCAGGCGUCAACAAGCAGAUCAACAUGGAGCUGUCAGCUAUGUACACCUAUCUCUCCAUGUCUUAUUAUUUUGACAGGGCUGAUGUAGCUCUUCCCAACUUUGCAGCUUACUUCAAGAAGGCAGCUCAUGAGGAGUUUGAACAUGCUGAGAAGUUCAUGGAGUUCCAGAACAAGAGAGGUGGUAAGAUCAUCCUCUCUGAUAUCAAGAAGCCAGAGAAAGAUGAGUGGGGAGUUGGUAUUGAUGCUAUGCUCACAGCGCUAGCCCUGGAGCGUAAAGUAAACCAAUCUCUGCUUGAUCUUCACGCCAUUUCAGACAAAGGGAAUGACUACCAUAUGUCCGAUUUCAUCGAGGGCAACUUCCUUCAUGAGCAGGUUGAUGCCAUCAAGGAGCUGACUGGACACAUCACUAAUCUGAAACGUGUUGGUGAGACUGGUCUUGGUGAAUACCAGUUUGAUAAGGAGUCUCUCUCAUCUUGAGAAAAGUGGCUUUUAAUGUUUGAACUUUAGGUUGAACUAUGCUAUUAGGCCUUUUGUAUCAUUAAUUAUUUACUAUCUUUUAAUGUUUACUUUUAAGUUGUAAUUGUGACUUGACCAAAAA